This is a messenger RNA of Malania oleifera, 1610 nucleotides long. RefSeq names its product mitochondrial import receptor subunit TOM40-1-like. Gene Ontology annotation, biological process: protein import into mitochondrial matrix. The coding region runs from base 145 to 1110 and encodes 321 amino acids. Gene Ontology annotation, cellular component: mitochondrial outer membrane translocase complex; mitochondrial outer membrane. The transcript is spliced from 10 exons. NCBI's taxonomy places the organism in Eukaryota, Viridiplantae, Streptophyta, Magnoliopsida, Santalales, Ximeniaceae. Gene Ontology annotation, molecular function: transmembrane protein transporter activity. The record is from RefSeq and is a predicted model, not a curated record.
UUACCUUUAGACCGUGGGAGACUGGAAGGGCGAGCCAAUAAAGCCCUUUCUCCCUGCCCCUAUCCCCUACUGGGGUUUUUGCUUUGGGUCGUGCUCUCUACUUCAAAAACCAACGCCGGCUGAAAGCAAAGUUGCCACAGAACAAUGGCCGGCCUCGUAGCGCCGCCUCCUCAGCCCGCGGCUACUCCUUCCACUCCGACGAAGAGCGAUGAGAAGGUUGAUUACAUGGAUCUUCCAUGCCCCAUACCGUAUGAAGAAAUCCAUCGCGAAGCUCUCAUGUCUUUAAAGCCAGAACUUUUUGAGGGCAUGCGAUUUGAUUUUACCAAAGGACUCAAUCAAAGAUUCUCUCUUAGCCAUAGUGUGUUCAUGGGACCCACAGAACUUCCCUCUCAAUCUUCGGAGAUUAUUAAAAUUCCUACUGCUCAUUAUGAGUUUGGUGCCAACUUUAUAGAUCCAAAGUUGAUGCUUUUUGGGAGGAUACUGACUGAUGGGAGGCUAAAUGCAAGAGUGAAAUGUGACUUGACAGACAAUCUUACGCUGAAAGCUAAUGCUCAACUUACAAGUGAGCCGCAUAUGUCACAUGGCAUGGUCAAUUUUGAUUACAAGGGUACAGACUUCAGAACCCAGUUUCAGCUGGGAAAUGGUGCUUUAUUGGGGGCUAGUUACAUCCAGAGUGUGACCCCACAUUUGUCUUUGGGUGGUGAAGUAUUUUGGGCUGGUCAACAUCGAAAAUCUGGUGUUGGUUAUGCAGCUCGAUACAAUACAGAUAAGAUGGUUGCCACAGGACAAGUUGCUAACACUGGUAUGGUUGCUUUGAGUUAUGUUCAGAAGGUAUCUGAGAAGGUUUCUCUUGCAUCAGACUUCAUGUACAACUACAUGUCUAGAGACGUCACUGCAAGUUUUGGUUAUGAUUACAUCCUUCGACAGUGUCGUCUUAGGGGGAAGAUUGAUUCUAAUGGAUGUGCAUCUGCUUUUCUCGAAGAGAGACUGAAUAUGGGUCUUAAUUUUAUUCUUUCUGCGGAGGUGGGUAUCAAUUUCUGUCAGCUGAUGCUUUUUGCUUUUUUCAAUCUUUGGAUUCUGUCCUACUUUAUAAGCUGCACAAUUGACUGAACUGGAGGAAGUCGGGAAAAGGGAAAUUAUCUUGUACAGGGGAGGCAUGGAAGUGAGAAUUCUUCGUCGAGAAUCACUGAUCUGGAUGUUCAACUCAUUUGCCUUAGUUUUUGACUUUAUUGCUUUUGGGUUACCAACAUUUUCACUUGACGAGUUCUUGAAUGUGUUGCAGAUAGAUCAUCGGAAGAAUGACUACAAAUUUGGGUUUGGGUUGACUGUAGGUGAAUAGUUGGAGGCUUUCACUGCUUUGUUAUCAGCUUUACCUAUGGCUUAUUAUGCCAACAAAAGUUCCCUGAGUUGAACCUUACCCUUUGUUGAAAGGUUGAAAGGAAUCAAUUUUUGUACUUGGUUAUCUAAAGGUUACAUUUAUUUGUGGGGGCAGUUUUAGCUGCUGCAACAUUUUCACCGGUAUGUUGAAUUUGGUGGGUUUUGAGGUAAUUUUCUUCUCUUUAAUGAGCCGGGAUCAAAUUUAAUGAAAAUUGAUGUAUUUGUUAUUCCAA